GCUUGUUUAGGAGUUGAGAAGCCAGUUGAACGUGUUUUUUCUUCUCUCCCUCCCUCUCUCCCUUUCUCUCUUUCGCCCGCGUCCUCUGAGCGCAGAGACGGACAUGGAAAACAAAAACUAAGAAAGAAAGAAAUAAAGAGAGAGAGAGAGGGAGGGAGAGAAAGAAAGAAUAGAAAGAAUGGGAAUCUUCUUGUUUGUGUCAUGUUGAUUUUGUCGGUCCGCGGGGGGGCGGCGGGGGGUGAUCUUUGAGGCCGGUAUCGAUGGCAAAACCUCAAGCAGAUUUGCAUGUGAAAUCCUGGAGUGUUUCGUAAUUCUGAAGCGCGUGUGGAGGCAGGCAGUGAAGUGUGUCAAAAAAAAAAAAAAACAGCCGUGCGGAAAAGUUCGGUUAGAGCUCUCGAUCCAGCUGCUCUGCCUUCCCUCCCCACCACCACCGCCUUCCACCCGUUUUUUUGUUUAGUUUUUCAUCUUAAGACUGUGGGAAUUUAUUUUCCGGAUCAAAGUUAAUGUCACCCGGCGUGGCUCGGAGUCGAGGAGGAAACCGGUGAGUAAAGUCGGAAUGAGAGACAGAAGCCCCGUGGAGGACAGCUCUUCGGAGUCUGAGGCGGAAAACAAAGGGACAGGCGAGGAAAACGAGGCGAUCGCGUCGUCUGAUGAAUUUUCACCCACUUCAGAGGUGCACGUUAUCAUUAUUAUUAUUAUUAUUACCCCGCGCCCCCCUCCAUUCCCUGCUUGGUUUUUUCUUCUUCUGUCUAUUCCGCGGUCCAGAUCUUAUUCCUAAGUCUUUCUUUCUUUCACUUUUGCGCUUUGGCCCUGGGACGCUUUUAAAAUGCCCCCCUCCUUUCACCCCCUCUCCCUGAUUCGCCAGUCGCCAGUGAAUGUCCCUCUUUUUUUUGUCUCCCUUUCCACUCCCCUCCACUCUCUCUCUUUCUCUUUCUCGCUCUGCUUCUCUCUCACUCCCUCUUUCUCUCUCGCUCCCCCAUCUCUGAUUAGAUAUACUGAUUCCUCCUUUCAAUGGACGUCAUUUACGCACAGACUCCUGCCCUGAGUUGCGUCCUCCACUUCACGCCAGAUUUCCGACUAUUCUUCCCUUAUUAUUAAGUGUUCCUGUAAUAUUAACAGUCAUGAAUGCGCUCCACUAGGAGUCCAGGAGGGAGGACGAAGAAGCGACACUCUUUUUUUUUUUCUUCUUCUUCUUCUUCUUGCUAAUAUGAGCUCGCGCGAGGGGGACGGUGUAGCACUGUGAUAGAAGCCGGAGUAACUCGCAGACCCCCGAUCCACCAGCACCGCCGAAUAAUAUCUGCAAUUCUUCUUCUUCUUUUUUAUUUAUUUAUUUUUUUUAUUUUUAAAGACCCAAAUGACGAGCGGCUCGGAUCUUACCACACCUUUCUGAUGGAUUAUCGUCCUGCUUUUGAGGCGCAUAUCUGAUCCUGCGGGGAGAGAAGAGUCUUUUCUGGGGGGCCUAUAUAUAUAUAUUUUUUUUCCACCCUUGUGUCGCCCCCCCUCCCCGCACCCUCUCUCCUUCUCCUCUUCAAACACUACGAGUGUUUCGUGUUUUUUUUUGUUUUUGUUUUUUUUUUCUUAAAGAAACAUAUAUUUUUUUCUUUUGCCAAAUCGCACCAAAAAAUCCGUACAGAUGUUGGUGCACAGUUUUUCCGCGAUGGACCGCCACGAUGGCACCAGCAACGGGACAGCCAGGUUACCUCAGCUGGGCGGCGUGGGUCAGAGUCCCUACACGAGCGCCCCGCCGCUCUCUCACACGCCGAACUCGGACUUCCAGCCCCCGUACUUCCCCCCACCCUACCAGCCCAUCUACCCGCAGUCUCAGGACCCGUACUCGCACGUCAACGACCCGUACUCCCUGAACUCGCUGCACGCCCAGCCGCAGUCGCAACACCCGGGCUGGCCGGGCCAGAGGCAGGGCCAGGAGAGCGGCCUGCUGCACCAGCACCGCAGCCUGCCCCACCAGCUGUGCCGGGAGUACCGCAGGGAGGUGCUCCUGCCGUCCGGCCACGGCAUCGACACGGGACUGUCGGACUCUAUCCCCAUCCAUGGAAUACCUCACCCUUUAGAUGAUGUUCAGCCUGUUGAGGAUCAAGGAAUACACAUUCCCGACCAGACUGUAAUUAAAAAAGGUCCCGUGUCUUUAUCCAAGAACAACAGCGUCUCCGCCAUCCCCGUAAAUAAGGACGGUCUUUUCGGAGGAGUGGUCAACCCGAACGAGGUGUUCUGCUCGGUUCCGGGUCGCCUGUCCCUCCUCAGCUCCACUUCAAAGUACAAGGUCACGGUGGCUGAGGUGCAGAGACGCCUCUCGCCACCCGAAUGCCUCAACGCCUCUCUGCUGGGCGGGGUGCUGAGAAGGGCCAAGUCUAAGAACGGAGGUAGAUCCUUAAGGGAGAAGUUGGAUAAAAUCGGUUUGAAUCUACCUGCGGGCAGACGUAAAGCAGCCAACGUCACCUUGCUGACGUCACUAGUCGAAGGCGAAGCGGUGCAUCUUGCCAGGGACUUUGGUUAUGUAUGCGAGACUGAGUUUCCAGCCAAGGCAGUAGCUGAAUAUGUAAACCGUCAGCAUUCCGACCCAAACGAACAAGUCCAAAGAAAAAACAUGCUGUUGGCCACGAAGCAAGUUUGCAAAGAGUUCACAGACCUGCUGUCCCAGGACCGCUCGCCCCUGGGAAACUCCCGGCCGCAGCCCAUCCUCGAACCGGGAAUUCAAAGCUGUUUGACCCACUUUAGUCUCAUUUCGCACGGUUUCGGGACCCCGGCGCUCUGCGCGGCUGUCACGGCCCUCCAGAACUAUCUGACCGAGGCUAUUAAAGCCAUGGACAAAAUGUACCUCAACAACAACCCCAACAGUCACUCAGAUAACGGCACUAAAGGCGGGGACAAAGAUGAGAAGCACAGAAAGUGAUGUUUCCUCUUCACCUCACCUUUCUGCCCGAGGGGGCCAAAAUGCCAGGGGCCCUUCUUCUGCACCGACCUAUACGGUCUCCCCUCGCCCCGCCCCCUAACCAUCCAAUAUAAAUAUUAUAAAUACCUUAUAAAUAUUAUUGAUAAAGUUAAACGUGCCACUUCCUGAUCUGAUCUUGCGCCGAUUUUACGUGUCUUGUUUUUACAUCCCACUUUGGAUUCAAACGGGAAGCGACGCAAAGAAUCUUCUUCUUCUUCUUCAUCUUCUCCUCCUUCUUCUUCUUCCAACACCUGGACGAUAUGAAACGUUAUUUAAAAAAGAAAAAAGAAAAAAAAAAAGAAGAAAAAAAAAGUACGAUGAGAGGAAAAGAAGCUGCAGAGGAACAGCUCCAGGGCGAGGGGAAAGGUGGACUGCCUCAGCCAGAAGACUUUUUAUGUACCACCACCCCUCCUGGUUUCUUUUUUUUAUUUUUAUUUUUUUAUGAGCUGCAACGAAUGGACUGAAAUCCAGCGACCCCUUCUCUAUAUCUCACUUUUACGAUUGUGGCGAGAGAAAAAAAAAAACAACAAAAAAUAACAAAAAAUAAAAACGAAGCUAAAAGAGGAUGAAUUCUUAUCAGUAUUGUGAAUAAUAAACUUGAAAAAGCAAAGAGAAAAUCCACAGCUCUCCAUGUCAUGACUUCAGUUGUAGACUCCCCUCUCUUUCUCUCUUUUUCCGAGCGACCAACUUGAACUAUUUUUUUUUUUCGUUUGUUUUUGUUCGAAUUUCAACACGAUUCGCGGUUAUAUAAGGGAAUCAGUGUUUAUGUAUGUAUAUAUUUAUUUAUGUGUAAUUUAAUGGGAAUUGUAAAUAUGGUGCGUCUGUUGCAACUUCUUUUUUUUAUUUAUCUGGUGCCUCCUGUUUUAGUGGGUUUUGAAUAUUCGGUUAGUUCUUCAUGUGAUUUUAUGGUUCUAGAAAAACAGAAGUUUUGGGGUAAUUUUUUUAAUUAUUAUUAUUAAUUAUUAUUAUUAUUAUUAUUUUAUUUCUCUGGGAUAUUUCAAUUCAGCCCUCUUGUAGCAUGUUGAGGUGACACUGAAGCAAGUGAACAAAUUUUAAUAGAAAUAAACUUCCAAUUUCUCUCAAUAUAUAUCAACCUAUUCAGUUUUUCUUCUUUUUUUUUUCAUUUGACCCCGAGGAAAGAAGAAAAAAAAUCUUUAUUUUGUGUGUCUAAUUUGCGUUUUUAUACAAGCUUCUAUGUGUUGUGCCAAUCAGAAUACGUUUCACCUCUUGUUCUCUUCUUGAAGCACCAUAAAAGCAAUAAAUUGAAUAUUGUCUUUUUUCCUCCUCCUCCCCUCCGCCCCACCCCAGUGUUCGAAAAGACAUUCAGAAAAUUUUUUUGCUUUUAUUAUUUCUUGGGACCACCUGCUAUCUUGUUAUAUGUCCGAUUAUGUCCAAAAUUGGAGGCGGUUUUAGCUGUAUUGUAUAGACAUGUGCUGGCAAUAGUUCCUAUGCCUGUCAAUGUAUUAUAGUCCUUUGUUGCCCAGAAAAAAAAUAAAUAUUUGAUACGCUUCA
Gambusia affinis (western mosquitofish) is the source of this 4459-nucleotide messenger RNA. RefSeq names its product transcription factor AP-2 alpha (gene tfap2a). Gene Ontology annotation, cellular component: nucleus. The record is from RefSeq and is a predicted model, not a curated record. Gene Ontology annotation, molecular function: DNA-binding transcription factor activity, RNA polymerase II-specific; RNA polymerase II transcription regulatory region sequence-specific DNA binding. Gene Ontology annotation, biological process: regulation of transcription by RNA polymerase II; anatomical structure development; regulation of cell population proliferation. Lineage: Eukaryota; Metazoa; Chordata; Actinopteri; Cyprinodontiformes; Poeciliidae. The transcript has 7 exons. The coding region runs from base 1634 to 2908 and encodes 424 amino acids.